Puma concolor (puma) is the source of this 728-nucleotide messenger RNA. The record is from RefSeq and is a predicted model, not a curated record. Lineage: Eukaryota; Metazoa; Chordata; Mammalia; Carnivora; Felidae.
CUCAGAGGAUGUCCUCCUUCCAGCUCAACCUCAACCUGCUCAAGGAGCUACUCAGCUUCAUCAAGGUCCUCGAGUGGAUUGCUUCUAUCUUUGCUUUUGCCACCUGUGGAGGUUUUAAGGGCAAAACAGAAAUUCAAGUGACUUGUCCUAAAGUUAGUGAAAAUAAGACGAUUACAGCUGCUUUUGCCUAUCCAUUCAGGUUGAAUGAAGCAUUAUUUGAGGCAAUUCCAGAUGCAAACGUGUGUGAUGUAAAUUGGAAAAAUUAUGUCCUUACUGGAGAUUACCCUUCUUCUGCACAAUUCUACGUUACAUUUGCAGUCUUUGUCUUCCUGUAUUGCUCAGCUGCCCUUCUGCUCUAUGUUGGUUAUAUGAACCUGUGUCGGGAUAGUCGAAACCUUCCCAUGAUUGGCUUCAUUGUUACUCUUGUUGCCACUUUUCUGUGGUUGGUGAGCACUUCAGCCUGGGCUAAAGCUCUUACAGAUAUUAAAGUAGCUACUGGUCACAGUAUUGUCAAGGAACUUCAGCCUUGUGACCAUCAAGAAGUGACAUGUUAUUUUGGCUCUGUGACUAGUAGCGGAUCCCUAAAUGUGUCUGUGAUCUUUGGCUUUCUGAAUAUGAUACUUUGGGGAGGAAAUGCAUGGUUUGUGUACAAGGAGACCAGUUCACACAAUCCAUCAAAUACUUCUGCUUCCCCCCAAGGAGGUAUUCCACCUCCUUCUGGAAUAUAA